Cuscuta campestris is the source of this 1078-nucleotide messenger RNA. The record is from the annotation of a GenBank genome assembly. Lineage: Eukaryota; Viridiplantae; Streptophyta; Magnoliopsida; Solanales; Convolvulaceae.
UUACUCUUUGGGUGCAGAAGUAUUGAUGUUAUAUCUAAUGUAGCUAAUGGAAGCCAACCUGAGAAAAAACGGGAUAAGAAGAAGAACAAGAAGACGAAGGUUGCAAAGGAUGGAGCCAGUAGUGUGAUUGACCAGGAUAAAUGUGUUGAUCAAUGCAAAAAUAUCAGUAAUGACGAUGUUGUUGAACAGAUCAAGCAAAUUAUUGAAGCAGUCGAAAUGGACACGUCUUUACUGCCAACAACUAAACAACAUGAAAGUCCGACUACUCGUAUAAACGAUGUAACUUCUGAUGUAGCUGAUGGAUUCCGAUCUGUGAAGAAACAUAGUAACAAGAAGGCCAAAGUUGGAGAUGAUGGAAUGAGUAGUGUGCCUGAGGCUGAUAGUACAAUGAAUGGAGUUCUCCCUCCAUCCCCCAAUGACAAGGGCACGGAUCCAGAGUCAGGUCAAUCUAGGAGCUUUUCAAAUGGAUUGAUAGUUGAAGACCUUGCAAAGGGUAAUCCUGAUGGAAGAGUUGCUACUACAGGAAGAAAGGUGAAAGUUCACUUUACUGGCAUGCUAUGGGAGAAUGGGCACACUUUUACCCCUUCAGGAGCUACUUUCAGAUUUUGCCUUGGUGAUAAAGGUGUACUUCCUGGAUGGAACAUUGGUAUUGAAGGUAUGCGUGUUGGCGACAAAAGGAGGCUUACCAUACCUCCACUAUUGGGUUAUGGAAGUGAAGGAUUUGGGGAGCAAAUACCGCCGAACUCGUGGUUGGUCUAUGACAUUGAGUUGGUAUCUGUCCAUCGCUGAUUUUUGAACUUUAAACGCUUCGGAUGUUGCAUACAAGUUUGCUUUUUGGUACAUGGAAAUAUCCCUCCAAUGCGGACAAUUGCAAGGUUUUUUUUUGGAAAGUUUUGUUUCGAGUUCUCUCCCUAUAAUCAAGGGAAAACAUAUUUAUCUAUGUAAAUGAAGUUUUACGCAUUUGAAUUGAAAAAGUGUGUUGUAUAAUCAUUCCUGAAGCAAACUAUAUGCAGAAGCAAUCAAAGUUGCAAAAACUUGUAGUAUUAUGCUCUAUUGAAGCUUGCAAGUCAAUUGUUUU